This is a messenger RNA of Oreochromis niloticus (Nile tilapia), 11694 nucleotides long. RefSeq names its product periaxin (gene prx). The coding region runs from base 520 to 11694 and encodes 3724 amino acids. NCBI's taxonomy places the organism in Eukaryota, Metazoa, Chordata, Actinopteri, Cichliformes, Cichlidae. Gene Ontology annotation, cellular component: nucleus; costamere; cytoplasm. The transcript has 9 exons. Gene Ontology annotation, molecular function: protein binding. Gene Ontology annotation, biological process: regulation of RNA splicing. The record is from RefSeq and is a predicted model, not a curated record.
CUGGCCAGGCCUGAGCUUUCAGUGAGGGGAGCAACAGGCUGGCUGGUGACAAGGGGCAAAUGUUUAAAGCAAAGAGAGGGGGAAAAGAAAAAAAGUACCAACAACAAAUUAAUGACAGCAGCCGACCAACACGAAGUGAGUGUGAAAGAGUCAUAAGAACAAGAGAAGAGGACGAGCCAGAGAGUGAAGCUGUGCUGCUGCUGCUGCUGCAGGUGGAGGGCCUGUCACCUUUGAGGACACGCUGAGGUUGAAAAUUAAGACUCUGACAGAGACCAAGAGGACAGCCAUGUUUUCAACCAGACCAGAGAUCCAGCCGUAAAAGAUAAGAGGCGGUCACCCCCGUCUUCCAGAUCCCCCUCUGCCCCUCAGCGCAACCCUCACCACAGCGGCUCCACAGAGGAACAGGAGAGCCCCGAGAGAGUGGUGCAGAAGGAGAAGCUCCAUGCCGAGCUGAAGCAGGUACUGAGCCAGAAGAGAAGUCAUCUGAGAGAGUCGACCUGCCAGCUGGCCCAACCAGAGAUGGACUCUGAGCCAGCAAAUGAACAGACAAGUGUGAAGGAAGCCUCUAAACGUGUGGAAAUUGUGGUGGAGACAGAGGCAGGGGCUGGAGCCAGCGGCUACAGUGUGACUGGUGGAGGAGAGCGAGGGAUCUUUGUUAAAGACGUCCUCAAAGACUCUCCAGCUGCUAAACACCUCAGUCUACAGCAAGGUGACCAGCUGCUAAGUGCCAAGGUCUACUUUGACAAUGUGAGGUAUGAAGACGCUUUAAAAAUCCUUCAGUGCGCAGAGCCAUAUAGGGUCAGCUUCCAGCUUAAGCGAACCAUCCCUGGAGCAGAUGUCAGCGUGCGCCCAAAGGUUCCCAGUGUGGAGGUCAAAGGUCCCAAAGUCAAGAUGGCCAAAAUGAGUGUGAAGGGGACCAAACCAUUCAAGACUCAGAAAAAACGAGGUGGACGUUUUGGUCUGAAAAGGCUAAAAGAGAAGCGAAGAGAGGAGCUGGUGGUAGAGGGAACACCUCCCAGGCUGGAGAUGAGUGAUGUAGAGUUUUCUCUUCCCAAAUUCAAACAAAGGAAAAGUCCAAAAGUUGAAGUAGAGGGAGCCAGAGGAGCAGCAGUUGAGAGGAAGGCAAAGAAGAGGAUCAGGUUCCCGCACAUAAAAACAAAAGGUUAUGCUGGAGCAGAGACGGAAGCAAAAGUGGAGACAGGACGGUUUGAAGGACAAGUGAAUAUUUCCCCAUCUGAAAUGCCUGGAGCUAAAGUGAAAAGCAAAGGAAAAGGACACAAGUUUGGCAUCACCUUUCCUACAAGCAAACACACAAAGUCAGGCUCUACUUUGGAAACUGGAUCUGUGAAGCUGAAGCCUCCGGGGGUAAACAUCCAGCCGCCAUCUGUGGAGUUCAGUUUGUCUGCUAAUAAAGAUGUGAAUGUGGAGAAGGGAGCAUCUAAAGUUAGCAUACCUGAUGUGGAGUUUGCUCUCCCUUCAGGAAAAGCUGAGACAUCUUUGCCCAGUGUGAAGGGAACGGCCAAAAUCAAAGCUCCUGAAAUGGACAUCAAAGGAAGAGCUGAGACAGCUGAAGGAAAAGUUAAUGUAGAUGCAGACAAAGGAGAUGCAAAGGUCAGGAUGCCAAAGUUGAAACUACCCAAAGUUAGACUCUCACACCAUUCAGAUGAAAUUGAUGGUGGCAUCAAGGUAAAAGCUGGAGGCAUCAAAAUGCCUCACACUGACAUAAAACCUCCAGAGGUAGAAAUCAAAGGAGACGGGCAGAUCGGUCUUCCCUCUGUUGAUAUUUCUUUACCUAAAGUGAAGGGAAAGACUGCAAUCAACAUGCCUGCCAGUGACAUCUCUGUAGCUGAUGUUGAUUUGGAAUUAGACAGCGGACGGAGAAUUCCUGAUGAGGUCGAGGGCACUUUUAAAGGGCCCAAAAUCUCUAUGCCAAAGGUUGAUAUCUCACUUCCUAAGAUGGGAUCAUCGGUGGACACUGAGUGCACAGAAGGGGAAGGAAAAUUCUCUCUACCUUCUGUUGAGCUCUCACUCCCAAAGGUCAAAUCAGACAGUGGAGACAUCCAUAUGGACUAUUAUGUUGGUGGUGAUGGAAAAUUCAAAAUGCCUGAUUUUGACAUUUCUCCACCAGGAGAAGUAAACAUAAGGGGACAAGGUGUGGAAGGGGAAUUCAAGUUACCAAACGUGGACCUGAUCCUUCCCAAAGGCAAAGCAGGAGUGACUGAUGUUGAAGGGGAAGGAAAUUUUCAGUUACCACCACUUGAAAUUUCACUCCCUAAAAUGAGGACAGGUGAAGUGGAAGUUACCAUUGAAGGUCCAGCAGUGAAAGGCAGAAAAUUUGAAAUGAAUUUACCUGACAUCUCUCUACCCAAAGGGAAAAUGGAAGGAGACACUGAAAUAGAAGGACUAUCUCAGGAGGAAGGAAAAUUCAAAAUGCCUUCUAUAGAUGUUUCUCUGCCACACCUUAAACAUCCAGAGGGGCCUGAACAUGAGGGUGGAAGUGAAAUCCAGAUACCCUCUGUUGAUAUUUCUCUUGAAAAAGGAAAGACAAAGGGCAAAAUUGAAAUGGAGGCUCCCUCUGCUAAAGGACGAUUCAAAAUGCCUUCACUUGAUGUCAGACUCCCUAAGAUAGGAACAUCUGAAACUGAGGCUAAUUUACAUGGUUCUGAUAUCAAAGGAGGGAAAAUUGAGGCGCCAUCAAUAGAUGUUUCUCUGUCAAAAGACAGGGGAGGGGCUGAAAUUGAUGGAAAAGGAAGCAAUUUUAAAAUGCCUUCAUGCAAUAUAUCCCUACCAAAACUGAAGCCAUCUGAAAAAGAGGUUGUUUUAGAAGGAAGUGAAGUAAAAGGAGGCAAACUCAGAAUGCCCACUGUAGACAUUUCUCCUCCACAAAUAAAGCUACCUAGCCCAGAUGUCAAGCUUGAAGGACCAGAACUUCCAGGUGUUGACUUUUCACUAUCCGAGCCAAACAUCAAGGCCAAUGUGGAGCUCAGUGGCAGUGGGAGUGGCAAGUUCCAGCUCCCAACUUUUGAUAUCUCACUUCCAAAGAUGCCCACCAAAGAAGGAGAAUUUGAUAUUGAAUCUAAAGCCAAGGGAGGAACAAAGUUCAAUAUCCCAUCGCUUGACUUCUCUCUUCCUGUAAUGAAAUCACCAGAGGGAGAGGUAAAGAUUGAGAGCCCUGAAGUCAAAGGAGGAAAAUUCCAGAUGCCUUCUUUGGAUGUCUCACUACCAAAGAUGGAGAAGCCUGAGGGAAAUGUUGUCCUAGAAGGACCUUCACUUGACUUCUCUCCUCCAAAGGGAAAAGCGAAAGGAAAAGCCGAGGGAAACAUACAAGCAAAAAGUAAAGGAGAACCUUUUAAAAUCCCUUCAGUUGAUGUUUCUCUACCUCAGAUCAAAUCAAAGCAAGGUGAUAUAAAUGUUGAAGGACCAGAAAUUAAUUUUGAAGGUAAUGGAGAAGGAGGCAAAUUCAACUUACCAUCUGUUGACAUUGGUCUUCCUGUUGUAAAAUUCCCAGAAGCAGAUGUGAAUUUCCAAGGUCCCAAAAUCAAAACUGGGAAUUUUGAAAUGCCAAAAAUUGACUUGUCCCUUUCUAAGGAAAAAACACAAGAAGACAUAAAUAUUGAUAUUCACUCUGGAAAGGAUGGGAAAAUUGAAAUACCAUCAAAUAAUAUCAGACUUCCUGAAGAAAAAAUUAAAGGUGAUAUAAAUAUUAAAAGUCCUGAAGGAAAAACAGGUAUGUUCAAAAUGCCUCAAGUGGAUAUUUCUCUUCCAAAAAUGAGCCUGCCAGAGGGUGAUGUCAAUGUGGAAGGACCAAGCUUUAAAGGGAAAAUGGAAAUGCCAGCUGUUGAUAUUUCACUUCCAAAAGGUAAAGUAGAGGGAGAUGUUGACACUGGCAUUGACAUAAACAUUGAAGCACCUGAAGGUACAGGGGGAAGGAUAACAAUGCCAAAAUUUGACAUUUCUUUACCAGAGGUAAAUUUUCCUGAGGGUGAUGUCAAAUUAAAAGGACCUGAAACAAAGGGAAGAAAGAUUGAAAUACCAGAUAUUGACAUAUCACUGCCCAAAGGAAAAGUAGAGGGAAAAAUUGAAGGGCACACUGGCAAAGGCAACAAGUUCCACAUGCCCUCUAUUAACAUCUCUCUCCCUAAAAUAAAAUCUAAAAGACAAGAUAUACAUACUGAAGGUCCACAAGUCAAAGGUGGAAAGCCAAACAUGCCAUCCCUAGAUCUUUCUACACCUAAAAUAAAAUCUCAGGAUGUAGAUGUCACACUUGAGGGUCCUGAUGUCAAGGGAGGGAAGAUCAAAAUUCCAACUGUUGAUGUUUCACUUCCUAAAGGAAAGGUUGAGGGUGACAUAAAUAUCGAAGGCCCUGAGAUGAAAGGGGGCAAAUUCAAAAUGCCAAAAUUUGAUGUUUCUUUGCCUAAAGUCAGUCUCCCAAAGGCUGGAGUCGAUGUUGAAGGACCAGAUGUGCAAGGAAAACUUGAAAUGCCCACUGCUGAUAUUUCUCUUCCAAAGGGAAAAGCAGAUGUGGAUACUGACAUUGAAGGAAAAACUGGUAAAGGUGGCAAGUUUCACAUGCCUUCACUUGAUAUUUCUCUUCCUAAAAUCAAAGCAAAGGGACUUGAUGUUGAUAUCCAAGGACCUGAAGUCAAAGGUGAUAUGUCACUCCCAGAAAUCAAGUCUCCAGAGGUAGAUGUCAGCCUCCAAGGUCCAGAUAUUAAAGGGGGGAAAUUUAAAUUGCCCACUGUCGACAUGCCAUCAUUGGAUCUCUCACUACCCAAAAUGAAGUCUCCAGAUGUAGAUGUCACUCUUGAGGGUCCUGAUGUCAAGGGAGGGAAGAUCAAAGUUCCAACUGUUGAUGUUUCACUUCCUAAAGGAAAAGUUGAAGGCAACCUUGAUGUUGAAGGCCCUGAAAUGAAGGGUGAAAAGUUUAAAAUGCCGAAAUUCGAUAUUUCUUUACCAAAACAGAGUCUUCCAGAAGGUGAUGUAAAAAUAAAAGGUCCGGACAUUAAAACUGGAAAGAUUGAGAUGCCAGACAUCAGUAUUUCACUCCCUAAAGGAAAAACUGAAGGAGAUAUUGGAAAAGGUGGAAAGUUCCACAUGCCAUCUGUUGACAUCUCUUUUCCUAAAAUCAAAGCCAAAGGUCCUGAGAUUAAUGUUGAAGGCCCUCAAGUUGAAGGUGGCAGGUUAAAUAUGCCAUCCCCUGAUGUUUCGCUACCCAAAAUCAAGUCUCCAGAGAUAGAUGUCAGCCUCCAAGGUCCAGAUAUUAAAGGGGGGAAAUUUAAAUUGCCCACUGUGGACAUGCCAUCAUUGGAUCUCUCACCACCUAAAAUGAAGUCUCCAGAUGUAGAUGUCACUCUUGAGGGUCCUGAUGUCAAGGGAGGGAAGAUCAAAAUUCCAGCUGUUGAUGUUUCACUUCCUAAAGGAAAGGUUGAGGGUGACAUAAAUAUCGAAGGCCCUGAGAUGAAAGGGGGCAAAUUCAAAAUGCCAAAAUUUGAUGUUUCUUUGCCUAAAGUCAGUCUCCCAAAGGCUGGAGUCGAUGUUGAAGGACCAGAUUUCAAAGGGAAACUUGGAAUGCCCACUGCUGAUAUUUCACUUCCAAAAGGAAAAGCAGAUGUGGAUAUUGACAUUGAAGGAAAAACUGGUAAAGGUGGCAAGUUUCACAUGCCUUCACUUGAUAUUUCUCUUCCUAAAAUCAAAGCAGAGGGACUUGAUGUUGAUAUCCAAGGACCUGAAGUCAAAGGUGAUAUGUCACUCCCAGAAAUCAAGUCUCCAGAGAUAGAUAUCAGCCUCCAAGGUCCAGAUGUUAAAGGUGGGAAAUUUAAAUUGCCCACUGUCGACAUGCCAUCAUUGGAUCUCUCGCUACCCAAAAUGAAGUCUCCAGAUGUAGAUGUCACUCUUGAGGGUCCUGAUGUUAAGGGAGGGAAGAUCAAAAUUCCAGCUGUUGAUGUUUCACUUCCUAAAGGAAAGGUUGAGGGUGACAUAAAUAUCGAAGGCCCUGAGAUGAAAGGGGGCAAAUUCAAAAUGCCAAAAUUUGAUGUUUCUUUGCCUAAAGUCAGUCUCCCAAAGGCUGGAGUCGAUGUUGAAGGACCAGAUUUCAAAGGGAAACUUGGAAUGCCCACUGCUGAUAUUUCACUUCCAAAGGGAAAAGCAGAUGUGGAUAUUGACAUUGAAGGAAAACCUGGUAAAGGUGGCAAGUUUCACAUGCCUUCACUUGAUAUUUCUCUUCCUAAAAUCAAAGCAAAGGGACUUGAUGUGGAUAUCCAAGGACCUGAAGUCAAAGGUGAUAUGUCACUCCCAGAAAUCAAGUCUCCAGAGGUAGAUAUCAGCCUCCAAGGUCCAGAUAUUAAAAGGGGGAAAUUUAAAUUGCCCACUGUCGACAUGCCAUCAUUGGAUCUCUCACUACCCAAAAUGAAGUCUCCAGAUGUAGAUGUCACUCUUGAGGGUCCUGAUGUCAAGGGAGGGAAGAUCAAAAUUCCAACUGCUGAUGUUUCAACUCCUAAAGGAAAAAUUGAGGGCAACCUUGAUGUUGAAGGCCCUGAAAUGAAGGGUGACAAGUUUAAAAUGCCGAAAUUCGAUAUUUCUUUACCAAAAGGUGAUGUCAAAAUAAAAGGUCCUGACAUUAAUACUGGAAAGAUUGAGAUGCCAGACAUUGAUAUUUCACUCCCUGAAGGAAAAGGAAAGGGAAAAAUUGAAGGCGAUAUUGGAAAAGGUGGAAAGUUCCACAUGCCAUCUAUCGACAUCUCUUUUCCUAAAGUCAAAGCCAAAGGUCCUGAAAUUAAUGUUGAACGCCCUCAAGUUGAAGGUGGGAAGCUAAAUAUGCCAUCCCUUGAUGUUUCGCUACCCAAAAUGAAGUCUCCAGAUGUAGAUGUCACUCUUGAGGGUCCUGAUGUCAAGGGAGGGAAGAUCAAAAUUCCAACUGCUGAUGUUUCACUUCCUAAAGGAAAGGUUGAGGGUGACAUAAAUAUCGAAGGCCCUGAGAUGAAAGGGGGCAAAUUCAAAAUGCCAAAAUUUGAUGUUUCUUUGCCUAAAGUCAGUCUCCCAAAGGCUGGAGUCGAUGUUGAAGGACCAGAUUUCAAAGGGAAACUUGAAAUGCCCACUGCUGAUAGUUCACUUCCAAAAGGAAAAGCAGAUGUGGAUAUUGACAUUGAAGGAAAAACUGGUAAAGGUGGCAAGUUUCACAUGCCUUCACUUGAUAUUUCUCUUCCUAAAAUCAAAGCAAAGGGACUUGAUGUGGAUAUUCAAGGACCUGAAGUCAAAGGUGAUAUGUCACUCCCAGAAAUCAAGUCUCCAGAGGUAGAUAUCAGCCUCCAAGGUCCAGAUAUUAAAGGGGGGAAAUUUAAAUUGCCCACUGUCGACAUGCCAUCAUUGGAUCUCUCGCUUCCCAAAAUGAAGUCUCCAGAUGUAGAUGUCACUCUUGAGGGUCCUGAUGUCAAGGGAGGGAAGAUCAAAAUUCCAGCUGUUGAUGUUUCACUUCCUAAAGGAAAGGUUGAGGGUGACAUAAAUAUCGAAGGCCCUGAGAUGAAAGGGGGCAAAUUCAAAAUGCCAAAAUUUGAUGUUUCUUUGCCUAAAGUCAGUCUCCCAAAGGCUGGAGUCGAGGUUGAAGGACCAGAUUUCAAAGGGAAACUUGAAAUGCCCACUGCUGAUAUUUCACUUCCAAAGGGAAAAGCAGAUGUGGAUAUUGACAUUGAAGGAAAAACUGGUAAAGGUGGCAAGUUUCACAUGCCUUCACUUGAUAUUUCUCUUCCUAAAAUCAAAGCAAAGGGACUUGAUGUGGAUAUCCAAGGACCUGAAGUCAAAGGUGAUAUGUCACUCCCAGAAAUCAAGUCUCCAGAGGUAGAUAUCAGCCUCCAAGGUCCAGAUAUUAAAGGGGGGAAAUUUAAAUUGCCCACUGUCGACAUGCCAUCAUUGGAUCUCUCACUACCCAAAAUGAAGUCUCCAGAUGUAGAUGUCACUCUUGAGGGUCCUGAUGUCAAGGAAGGGAAGAUAAAAAUUCCAACUGCUGAUGUUUCACUUCCUAAAGGAAAAAUUGAGGGCAACCUUGAUGUUGAAGGCCCUGAAAUGAAGGGUGACAAGUUUAAAAUGCCGAAAUUCGAUAUUUCUUUACCAAAAGGUGAUGUCAAAAUAAAAGGUCCUGACAUUAAUACUGGAAAGAUUGAGAUGCCAGACAUUGAUAUUUCACUCCCCAAAGGAAAAGCAAAAGGAAAAAUUGAAGGCGAUAUUGGAAAAGGUGGAAAGUUCCACAUGCCAUCUAUCGACAUCUCUUUUCCUAAAGUCAAAGCCAAAGGUCCUGAAAUUAACAUUGAAGGCCCUCAAGUUGAAGGUGGGAAGCUAAAUAUGCCAUCCCUUGAUGUUUCGCUACCCAAAAUGAAGUCUCCAGAUGUAGAUGUCACUCUUGAGGGUCCUGAUGUCAAGGGAGGGAAGAUCAAAAUUCCAACUGCUGAUGUUUCACUUCCUAAAGGAAAGGUUGAGGGUGACAUAAAUAUCGAAGGCCCUGAGAUGAAAGGGGGCAAAUUCAAAAUGCCAAAAUUUGAUGUUUCUUUGCCUAAAGUCAGUCUCCCAAAGGCUGGAGUCGAUGUUGAAGGACCAGAUUUCAAAGGGAAACUUGGAAUGCCCACUGCUGAUAUUUCACUUCCAAAAGGAAAAGCAGAUGUGGAUAUUGACAUUGAAGGAAAAACUGGUAAAGGUGGCAAGUUUCACAUGCCUUCACUUGAUAUUUCUCUUCCUAAAAUCAAAGCAAAGGGACUUGAUGUGGAUAUCCAAGGACCUGAAGUCAAAGGUGAUAUGUCACUCCCUAAAAUCAAGUCUCCAGAGGUAGAUAUCAGCCUCCAAGGUCCAGAUAUUAAAGGGGGGAAAUUUAAAUUGCCCACUGUCGACAUGCCAUCAUUGGAUCUCUCACUACCCAAAAUGAAGUCUCCAGAUGUAGAUGUCACUCUUGAGGGUCCUGAUGUCAAGGGAGGGACGAUCAAAGUUCCAACUGUUGAUGUUUCACUUCCUAAAGGAAAAGUUGAGGGCAACCUUGAUGUUGAAGGCCCUGAAAUGAAGGGUGACAAGUUUAAAAUGCCGAAAUUCGAUAUUUCUUUACCAAAAGAGAGUCUUCCAGAAAGUGAUUUCAAAAUAAAAGGUCCUGACAUUAAUACUGGAAAGAUUGAGAUGCCAGAUAUCGAUAUUUCACUCCCUAAAGGAAAAGCAAAAGCAAAAGUUGAAGGAGAUAUCGGAAAAGGUGGAAAGUUCCACAUGCCAUCUAUUGACAUCUCUUUUCCUAAAGUCAAAGCCAAAGGUCCUGAAAUUAAUGUUGAAGGCCCUCAAGUUGAAGGUGGGAAGCUAAAUAUGCCAUCCCUUGAUGUUUCGCUACCCAAAAUGAAGUCUCCAGAUGUAGAUGUCACUCUUGAGGGUCCUGAUGUCAAGGGAGGGAAGAUCAAAAUUCCAACUGCUGAUGUUUCACUUCCUAAAGGAAAGGUUGAGGGUGACAUAAAUAUCGAAGGCCCUGAGAUGAAAGGGGGCAAAUUCAAAUUGCCAAAAUUUGAUGUUUCUUUGCCUAAAGUCAGUCUCCCAAAGGCUGGAGUCGAUGUUGAAGGACCAGAUUUCAAAGGGAAACUUGGAAUGCCCACUGCUGAUAUUUCACUUCCAAAAGGAAAAGCAGAUGUGGAUAUUGACAUUGAAGGAAAAACUGGUAAAGGUGGCAAGUUUCACAUGCCUUCACUUGAUAUUUCUCUUCCUAAAAUCAAAGCAAAGGGACUUGAUGUGGAUAUCCAAGGACCUGAAGUCAAAGGUGAUAUGUCACUCCCAGAAAUCAAGUCUCCAGAGGUAGAUAUCAGCCUCCAAGGUCCAGAUGUUAAAGGUGGGAAAUUUAAAUUGCCCACUGUCGACAUGCCAUCAUUGGAUCUCUCACUACCCAAAAUGAAGUCUCCAGAUGUAGAUGUCACACUUGAGGGUCCUGAUGUCAAGGGAGGGAAGAUCAAAAUUCCAACUGUUGAUGUUUCACUUCCUAAAGGAAAGGUUGAGGGUGACAUAAAUAUCGAAGGCCCUGAGAUGAAAGGGGGCAAAUUCAAAAUGCCAAAAUUUGAUGUUUCUUUGCCUAAAGUCAGUCUCCCAAAGGCUGGAGUCGAUGUUGAAGGACCAGAUUUCAAAGGGAAACUUGGAAUGCCCACUGCUGAUAUUUCACUUCCAAAGGGAAAAGCAGAUGUGGAUAUUGACAUUGAAGGAAAAACUGGUAAAGGUGGCAAGUUUCACAUGCCUUCACUUGAUAUUUCUCUUCCUAAAAUCAAAGCAAAGGGACUUGAUGUGGAUAUCCAAGGACCUGAAGUCAAAGGUGAUAUGUCACUCCCAGAAAUCAAGUCUCCAGAGGUAGAUAUCAGCCUCCAAGGUCCAGAUAUUAAAGGGGGGAAAUUUAAAUUGCCCACUGUCGACAUGCCAUCAUUGGAUCUCUCACUUCCCAAAAUGAAGUCUCCAGAUGUAGAUGUCACUCUUGAGGGUCCUGAUGUCAAGGGAGGGAAGAUCAAAAUUCCAGCUGUUGAUGUUUCACUUCCUAAAGGAAAGGUUGAGGGUGACAUAAAUAUCGAAGGCCCUGAGAUGAAAGAGGGCAAAUUCAAAAUGCCAAAAUUUGAUGUUUCUUUGCCUAAAGUCAGUCUCCCAAAGGCUGGAGUCGAUGUUGAAGGACCAGAUUUCAAAGGGAAACUUGAAAUGCCCACUGCUGAUAUUUCACUUCCAAAGGGAAAAGCAGAUGUGGAUAUUGACAUUGAGGGAAAAACUGGUAAAGGUGGCAAGUUUCACAUGCCUUCACUUGAUAUUUCUCUUCCUAAAAUCAAAGCAAAGGGACUUGAUGUGGAUAUCCAAGGACCUGAAGUCAAAGGUGAUAUGUCACUCCCAGAAAUCAAGUCUCCAGAGGUAGAUAUCAGCCUCCAAGGUCCAGAUAUUAAAGGGGGGAAAUUUAAAUUGCCCACUGUCAACAUGCCAUCAUUGGAUCUCUCACUACCCAAAAUGAAGUCUCCAGAUGUAGAUGUCACUCUUGAGGGUCCUGAUGUCAAGGGAGGGAAGAUCAAAAUUCCAACUGCUGAUGUUUCACUUCCUAAAGGAAAGGUUGAGGGUGACAUAAAUAUCGAAGGCCCUGAGAUGAAAGGGGGCAAAUUCAAAAUGCCAAAAUUUGAUGUUUCUUUGCCUAAAGUCAGUCUCCCAAAGGCUGGAGUCGAUGUUGAAGGACCAGAUUUCAAAGGGAAACUUGGAAUGCCCACUGCUGAUAUUUCACUUCCAAAAGGAAAAGCAGAUGUGGAUAUUGACAUUGAAGGAAAAACUGGUAAAGGUGGCAAGUUUCACAUGCCUUCACUUGAUAUUUCUCUUCCUAAAAUCAAAGCAAAGGGACUUGAUGUGGAUAUCCAAGGACCUGAAGUCAAAGGUGAUAUGUCACUCCCAGAAAUCAAGUCUCCAGAGGUAGAUAUCAGCCUCCAAGGUCCAGAUGUUAAAGGUGGGAAAUUUAAAUUGCCCACUGUCGACAUGCCAUCAUUGGAUCUCUCACUACCCAAAAUGAAGUCUCCAGAUGUAGAUGUCACACUUGAGGGUCCUGAUGUCAAGGGAGGGAAGAUCAAAAUUCCAACUGUUGAUGUUUCACUUCCUAAAGGAAAGGUUGAGGGUGACAUAAAUAUCGAAGGCCCUGAGAUGAAAGGGGCAAAUUCAAAAUGCCAAAAUUUGAUGUUCUUUGCCUAA